AUGCAAAUGCUAGAAGAUUCACACUAAACGUGUCUACGUGUGUCUAUAGGUGUCACUGUCUAUGUAUGGCGUGGCUCAGAGCUUUGCCAGGGUCUGGCACAAUCCCGGAAGCUAUGUGUCUGCUACACUGCCAUAUGGUCAGGACCUUUCAGUUCCCCACCCAAAUCUACAGCCAAUUUCUUAUCCGGAGGACUACAGUUGCCGAUUGCAAGCCCUUGCAGGGACGCGGCAUUCGCAUUGGAUCUACCCUCAAACACCUUUUUCGGAACGUGCCUUUCGACGCCGUGCAAAUCAAAGGUCGCUGAAUGCACCCCUGGUCUACCCGCGGCGACAUGCAUAAUGGCAUACGUACAGGCUGUUCCUGCCCUGCACGAACAGUUCCGGAUCCGCUACAUUUUGCCCCGCAGUUUGCUCACUUGUGACGUUAAGAUUCGCCCGUGUAUGCACUCCUAGAAUUUGGGUAUCCAGGUUCGCAUCGUUGAACUCCUGCUAACGUUUGGGACAUC
Messenger RNA from Suillus paluster, 506 nucleotides. RefSeq lists its product as uncharacterized. NCBI's taxonomy places the organism in Eukaryota, Fungi, Basidiomycota, Agaricomycetes, Boletales, Suillaceae. The record is from RefSeq and is a predicted model, not a curated record. The coding region runs from base 66 to 305 and encodes 79 amino acids. The transcript is spliced from 2 exons.